AUUUUAAUGGUGAUACAUUUUCUUUAAGAAAAUGGAAGAUAAUAACGUACUGAUUGUGGACGUCAGAAGGUCCCGUACAGACUACAUUACACGACAAGUUAAAUUCCAAACAGAGACGGGUACAGAUGAUCCGCUGGUUAUCGUUGAUAUUGACGAGAUCGUGGAGAGGUACAGGAGAUGGUACAAACUGCUGCCAAGAGUGAAACUGUUCUAUGCUUUGAAAUGCAACAACGAUGAGAGAAUCGUGAAUGUCAUUGCAAGGCUCGGAGGCAGUUUUGAUUGCGCGAGCAAGUCAGAAAUACAGCAGAUAUUAGAUUUGGGCGUUGAUCCGUCUCGCAUCAUCUACGCCAAUCCGUGCAAACAAAUGUCGCACAUUACUUACGCCAGGGAGCACGAUGUUGAUUUGAUGACCUUUGACAGUGAAGAUGAAUUGGUCAAGAUCAAGAUGCUGUAUGGAUCAGCAAGAUUAUUGUUGCGAUUCCGAUCAAAACUCAUAUGCAAGGCAAUGUAUGACCUCGGAAAAAAGUUUGGCUGUAUCUUCGAAGAAGCGACGGAUUUGCUCCUAUCGGCUAAGCGAAAAGAUUUGGACGUAAUUGGUGUGAGUUUCCAUGUUGGAAGUAACUGCCUCAAUGCCGAUGCAUUCUCGUCGUCAAUCAAAGAAGCAAGAAUGAUAUUUGACAUAGGACAACAGAUCGGCUUUGUUAUGGAGAUCCUUGACAUAGGCGGUGGCUACCGGGGUAGAGACUGCGAUCGGCCAACACUUGAAGAGAAUGCUGCUAUCAUAAACCAGUGCUUGGAUGAGUAUUUCCCAGAAGCAGAUAGAGUAAAAAUCAUCGCUGAGCCAGGACGUUAUCUUGUAGAAUCUGCUUUCAGUGCUGCAGUGAAUGUCAUAGGGAGGAAGCUUGUGUAUACCAACGAUAAAUCCAGUAUUGAUCAUGUUAUGUACAACCUCAAUGAUGGAAUAUAUGGAUCGUUUAACUGGGUAAACGAAAUCAAAGAUGGAUUUUCAAUGUCACCAGUUAAUAAAAAGGCGAGACAAGAAAAACACAGCAGCACUGUGUGGGGUCCAACCUGUUGCUGCACAGAUUGCCUAGCAACCGAUAUCCACUUACCAUUGCUGGAGGUCGGAGAGUGGGUGAAUGUCAGUGAUAUUGGGGCAUAUUCCUUCUGUCUGUCAACCACCUUUAACAGCAUGCCACACCCCAAUAUGUAUUACUUCUGUUCCCGUGACAAUUGGACAUUAAUGAAGUAUCCUUUGGAUCCAUGAAGAUGGAAAGUAUCUCACCGGAAUAUAUACGGCAAUAAAACAGUUACCUUGUACAGACGAUGACCACGGAGUGUUAUGUUACGUUCCAAAACGCUCACUGUUCACUUAAUGGAAUUCCCUUCUUUUGCAUUCUAUCGCAAAAAAAUCACGCGAAUAGGACAUUACAUAUUACAACAUAUUUAUGAGUUUACAUAUCUUUGGAUAUAAAUAUCUAUGGAUAUAAAAAUUAUAUAUAUAUAUAUACAUGAAUUAUAACUUACUCUUCUGAUUAUAUUAAAGUAUAAAUUUUAGUACAUACAUUGUAUAUGUGAGUUAUUGAUUCGGUUGUACAUCACUUUUAAAUAAAACAGUGUCGAUGAUUGACACUUAUAAGGUAAACGAAAUUAACGUAAAUGACUCGAAAGACUUUAAACGUUUCAAAACCAUAAUUAAAAAAAACAAAACUUAGCGUUGUAACGAAUGGCAUAAAUGUAUUAUAUUUUUAGCUAUUAAUUUGUCGAAGAAAAAAAAAGUUAAAAUGUUGUUAAAGGGAGAAAACUGAUUUACGCUUAUACGCAAAAUUUAAAUAACAAAGUAAAAAUUGUCAACGCUGAUAAAACACGAGAUAAAUAAUCUCAUUAAAAUGUCAAACGGUGAUAUUUUUAAAUGUUACUUGACAUAAGCAUAUCUACAGUAUUUGAAAUACACGAGCAAUAUAACAUAUACACUUGAUAUAAUUCAGUGGAUUUAAAAUACAGAUAACUUUAAAUUGCGAAACACCAAAUUGAUAUGAAAUGUAUAUUUAUUAUUCUACAACACGGACUAUUUAAUGCAGAUUCACCCCAUGAGAUGUUAUACAUAUUAACAUUGAUAAGUUUGACUGGCGGUAGUGAGAAAUGCAGGCUAAGGUGUAGAUCUGAUACGAGUGGUCGAUCACUGCCAGGGUGGUCUGUUUCUUAUGGAACCUGAGACGAGAGACAACCCUGUCCUUGGUUGGUUUGCCAUUGGGUAAUACGUAGAUCUCAUACCCUAACUGCGCUGGGUAUCAUGCCAUAUUGCCACGGUGUAUUUUGCUGUGAGGUUGCCUUCAUCUACAACAAUGACACAUCGACCCAAUAACGAGCAUGACUGGUCACAAUGCGAUCAACACAGUAUAAAAAGGUCUUGGAGUGUGAACUAUCACAGAUGAAUAGAUAUUUAAAUAAAAUGUUUCUGUAACAAAGACAAUAACAGCAGCGUUGCACUGACGAUAUCAAUCAACGGUAUUAAAGCCUAUAGUUUGUGUUGUAUUCAAUUACACGGUUAAGUAUCUGAACAAUUAAAAUGUCGAAUGUAUAAUAAAUUGCCUAUGUACAACAGUUGAAUAAAUGACACAAAUUCGCCUUAUAAAUGCUUAACGGAAGAGUAGACAACCCAAUGCAUCAAUACAUUCAAGUAUACAGUAUAGGCUGCUCUGACAUCACGACAAAUGAUAUUAAUGAAAUGGAUAUAUAUAGUAAAAUAGCAAUUAUUGCUGGAAAAUCAAACUCUCCAACUCAUGAUUAAAACUGAUUGAGAAUUAUGUCUGAUAAAAUGCAUACAAAACAAUAAAUCAAAUAAUAUCAUAUAUGUUUUUUUUCGAUUCAUAGUUCUACUGUUCAACUAUCGUAAUCUUUUAUGCAGCUAAUUCAGUAUUUGUUAAUGUUUCAUGUUGUAAUUCCUUGAAGUGAACGUUUGCUUUCAAUCAAUACGUCUUUUAUUUAAAAUAAAACACUAAUAGCCUCAGUCUUGCCUUUAUUAUUUUUAGAUAAUAUGUAUCAUUGUAGCCUUGCAAUAUAUAUAUUAAGACUAUCGCAAUGGCCUUUUGAUUUUUCUCAUUACAGGGUUAUAUUCACGUGAUCAUAUAUCAACCUUAGACUUCUUACCUGGUCCAUAUUUUUUUUUUUCGGGUUGAUAAAACCAAAUAUCGACCUAUCAAAAGGAUUUAAUUUUAGUAUUUAGCAAACAGUGACACCAUUUCAAUUUAUAUAAACAUCACAUUUAAGACAAGUCAGCGGGACGACCAUCGGUAUUGACGUAAUUUUGGUGAAAUAUUUAUAAAUAUAAUAAUGAGCAGAGAAGGUUUAACAUGUAUGUAUUUCCGAGGUAAAAAUGAAUUGUCUUCCGUUGUGAUACGCAAUCUCAAAUAAAAGUACGACAUGAUCCCAAAGAGCUGACCGAUGAUGAGGAAGAGAAAUCACC
Pecten maximus is the source of this 3466-nucleotide messenger RNA. RefSeq names its product ornithine decarboxylase-like. Gene Ontology annotation, cellular component: cytoplasm. The record is from RefSeq and is a predicted model, not a curated record. NCBI's taxonomy places the organism in Eukaryota, Metazoa, Mollusca, Bivalvia, Pectinida, Pectinidae. Bases 32 to 1267 code for a protein of 411 amino acids. The transcript has 11 exons. Gene Ontology annotation, molecular function: ornithine decarboxylase activity.